GUUAGGCGCUGAUGUUCGUCCAAUCGUGUUUCGUUUCGUUUCGGUUCGUUUCGACCCGCCGACGGACGCUUUAGUUUGGCUGCAACGCUUUGCUGAGAACAGACUAAACCGAAAAGGCAAAACCAAACAAACCAAACCAAACAAUCCAAACAAGUCGAAGAAAUCGCCGUCGGAAAGUGGGAAAGCCGUUAAAUAACGCGACGAAUUUAACUCUUUUUUUUCGGUGUUAGUGUUGUUCCUCCUUUUUUUUUUUGGUAAAGUUUUCUUGUGUGUCUUAGGACGUUUGUUUUCUUUUUUGUCGGGGAAAUGCGCGCGCGCAUUUAAAGAAGUGACAGGAAAACUACAAAAAACGCAGCUGCCAUCUAUGCAUCUUAAACCUACAACAACAACAGGCGAAAUAACAACAACAGAUACAGAACAAGGAAACAAAAAAAAGGAGGAAGAAGUCAACUUGCAACACAAUCGUUGUUGCUUUUUGGCCCCUGAACUUGGCGGCCGAAAUCCUUUUGGCAGGCGUCGUAAGGAGCCGCUCGGCAGCGGCAGCUGCGGCGGCGCCGCAUGGAUCAUGCCGUGAAGGCGACGCGCGGCCGCCCGCUCAACACGCUGCGCUUCGAGAACGACGAGCUGGAAUGCCUCUACCAACGGUACACUCUCAAGCUCCAGCGCUUCUCGGUGCUGGGCGUGGUGGCCCUCGUCUUUGUCCUCUGCGGCGUGAUGGCGGCCCUGUCGCUGACCUUCAAUAAUGCAGCCACCUUUCAUAACAUUUUCAAUGCUAUAGUUUGUGGGCUAUUUGCGGUGGUGCUGGUGCUGCUGCAGUGCUCCGUGAUUAAGGACCACCACCUGCCCACAUUAUGCUACGGAAUCCUGCUCUUCACGGCCAGCAUCUGCGUGGUGUCGAUGCCAACGCUGGGCAGCGUUUUCCCGGUGGACACCAAGGAGGUGAUGGCCGAAGGCGUUUGGCAGAUCGUUUUCGUGGUCUUCCUCGCCUAUGCCAUGAUGCCGCUGCAGAUUUGGGAGGCGGUGGCCUUCGGCAUUGCACUGCCCUCGGUGCACAUUAGCCUGACGGUCUAUAAGAUAUUCACGGAUGCGUUACGCUACUUGGAAUACAACCAAUUGAUUGCCAAUAUUGUCAUCUUUAUUGGUGUAAAUGUGGCUGGUCUGGUGGUGAAUAUCAUGAUGGAACGGGCUCAGCGACGCACUUUCCUCGACACACGCAACUGCAUUGCAUCCCGGCUGGAGAUCCAGGAUGAGAAUGAGAAACUGGAGCGUCUGUUGUUAUCGGUGCUGCCACAGCAUGUGGCCAUGCAGAUGAAAAACGACAUCCUGUCGCCGGUGGCUGGCCAGUUCCAUCGCAUCUACAUCCAGAAGCACGAGAAUGUGAGCAUCCUGUUUGCGGACAUCGUUGGAUUCACGGUACUCUCCUCGCAGUGCAGUGCCCAGGAGUUGGUCAGGCUGCUCAACGAGCUAUUUGGCCGCUUCGAUCAGCUGGCUCAUGACAACCAUUGUUUGCGAAUUAAGAUCCUUGGCGACUGUUAUUAUUGUGUCUCUGGAUUGCCAGAACCUCGAAAGGAUCAUGCCAAGUGCGCCGUGGAAAUGGGACUCGAUAUGAUCGAUGCCAUUGCCACCGUCGUGGAGGCCACCGACGUCAUCCUGAACAUGCGGGUGGGCAUCCACACGGGCCGGGUGCUCUGUGGUGUUUUGGGUCUUCGCAAAUGGCAGUUCGACGUCUGGUCGAACGAUGUAACAUUGGCAAAUCACAUGGAGUCGGGUGGGGAACCGGGACGAGUGCAUGUGACACGUGCCACCCUGGACUCCUUGUCGGGCGAGUACGAAGUGGAAGCUGGCCAUGGCGAUGAACGUUCCUCGUACUUACGCGACCAUGGCGUGGAUACCUUCUUUAUAGUGCCACCGCCACAUCGUCGCAAGCCACUAAUGCUCAACACGCUGGGCGUCCGUUCGGCGAUUGGCAGUCGACGGAAGCUCUCGUUUAGAAACGUGUCCAAUGUGGUUAUGCAGCUGCUGCAUACGAUCAAGUUCUCGGAACCGGUGCCAUUCUCUAACAUUGCCACCGGAUCGUUUCCCUCGGCGGCCAAUGCUUUGGGCGGCGGGGUGGCAGUCGGUGGCGGCGUGGCAAGGGGAAGCACCUGCGAGGCGAAUGCCGGAAGCGUUCAGGUUUCCGAGAAGGGAUCACGCAAGGUGAUACGACUGCAAAAGAUCUUGCAUGCAACACCGCCACCGCACGGCAUGAACUAUGGCAGCGUCGUCGGAAGUGGCGGCGGCGGCGGCUGCGGUGGUGUUGGUGUUGUUGGUGGUGGUGACAACGGUAUUUCCGGUGGUGGUGGUAACACCGGUGGCGGUGGGGGCAGUGUUCAAGUGACCGUAGGCACAAAUCCCAACUCUACAGCGAGUACGAUUAGUCGCAUUCAUAGGCACAAUCACAAGAACAAUAAAUCGCAGUCCAAGGUGGCGGACAAGUUCAAGAGGCCAUUCCGGAAGCGGCAUUCGGUGGCUGCCCAUCAUCAGCCCACCAAUCGGGUGAAUCGAUUCCUCUCCCAGGCGAUCAAUGCCCGGUCGGUGGACUGCGACAAGUCGGAGCAUGUGGAUCGGCUGACGCUGCGCUUCAGGCAGAGCGACAUGGAGCGGGAAUACCACAAGGACUUCGAUCUGGGCUUCACCACGGCAAUGGGUUGUUCUCUACUCUUGCUCAUCCUGGGUGCGGCACUACAAGUGACCGCACUGCCACGCACCUUGAUCCUGCUGCUGCUUUUUCUCUUUGCUUUCAUAUGGGUGAGCGCUAUCCUGAUGCUCCUGCUGGCCGUGCGGCUUAAGUGGAUCAUAUGGGACAUCUCGGAAAGCUUUUCUCUGCGUAUGGCCAUUACGAUUUUCACGGUUAUACUCAUUUACUCCGUGGGACAAGUGAACGUGUUCACGUGCGUCUCGGACCAUCCGUGCUCGGGCAAUGCAACGACCUCCUUUCAGAACGACUCUCAUCGCAAGUGCUCGCUGCCCCAGUACGUGUCCCUAUCGGCUGCCUUUGCCUUUCUAUCUGUGUCCGUUUUCCUCAGGCUGCCCAUAAUAUUCAAGUCGCUGCUGGUGCUGGGCAUGGGUACCAUCUAUGGACUGUUCAUAGAGCUGUCGCAUCAGAACAUUUUCGAGUGCUACGACAACCGGGUCAACGCCUCGAUUCCACUUCACUUGAUCUCGCUGGCUCGGAUUGCCAUCUUCAUGAUUGCCAUUCUGGUGCAUGGCCGACUGGUAGAGGGCACUGCCCGGCUGGACUUCCUGUGGCAGUUGCAGGCCUCGCAGGAGAAGAAGGAGAUGGACGUGCUGCAGGAGUCCAAUAAGCGCAUUCUGCACAAUUUGCUGCCCGCUCAUGUGGCUGCACAUUUCCUCGAUGCACAAUUUCGCAACAACAUGGAGCUCUACCAUCAGAGCUAUGCCAAGGUGGGCGUCAUCUUUGCCAGCGUACCGAACUUCAAUGAGUUUUACACGGAAAUGGAUGGAUCUGAUCAGGGUCUUGAGUGCCUGCGACUCCUCAACGAGAUCAUCGCGGACUUUGAUGAACUGCUUAAGGAAGAUCGAUUCCGUGGCAUCGAUAAGAUCAAGACCGUCGGCAGCACCUAUAUGGCUGUGGUGGGCCUUAUUCCCGAGUACAAGAUCCAACCCAAUGAUCCAAACUCUGUGCGGCGCCACAUGACAGCACUCAUUGAAUACGUCAAGGCCAUGCGGCACUCGCUGCAGGAAAUCAACAGUCACUCCUACAACAACUUUAUGCUGCGUGUGGGCAUCAACAUAGGACCUGUGGUGGCUGGCGUAAUUGGAGCUCGCAAGCCGCAGUAUGACAUCUGGGGCAAUACGGUUAAUGUGGCUAGCCGCAUGGACUCCACAGGAGUGCCUGGUUACUCCCAAGUAACCCAAGAGGUUGUCGACAGCCUGGUGGGCUCGCACUUUGAGUUUCGCUGCCGCGGCACCAUUAAGGUGAAGGGCAAAGGUGACAUGGUCACCUACUUCCUGUGCGACAGCGGCAACAAGUCGCUUAACGGAGAGGUGCGGAAUGCCAUGUCUCUGCCGCAGAGUCUCCAUGCGCCGGACUAUUACAUGAAGGUCUCGCAGUUCCCGGAGAAUCGCGUGAAUACCGACACGUACAGCAAGAAGGAGAACGGGCAUUUGUACGGCGGAACUGGUGGCGAGGAGCAACAGUUACUGUUGCAGCAUCAGCACAAACAGCUUGAUCCGCUGCCCCUUCCCGCCCCUCCGCCUCCGGUGCACCAUCAUCUGCAUCAGCAGCAACAGCAACGCCUGAACAGCAAGCUGCAAAAGCAACCAAUCUUUAUGGCCAAUGGGGGAUUACCCAAUAUCCGGGAGAAUGGCAACGGGCACAACGGCGAGCAUCAACCGCAACAGCAACAACAGCAGCAGCAGCACGGUGGAUUCAUUGUGGCAACGACGACACCGCCGGCUGCAGUGGCGGUUCCCCUCCAGCCCCAGCACCACCAACUCCAGUUCCAGCACCAGCACCCGCACUCGCAUCCACUACCGUCAGCAGUGGCGGUUCCAGUGCAGCACCAGAUCCUACUCCACCACCAGCUCCAGCUCCAGCAUCAGCCCGUUCCUCCGGUAAUGUUGCGCGAGUUUAAUAUUAUUGAGAAUCCAACUUCCGGUGGCCGGCAUCCGCAGAUGGAGCAGCUGCCGCCGCAUCACGGCAGCCUCGACCUAUCGGGAACGGGCAUGGGUAUGGGAAUGGGAAUGGGUGUAGGUACUGGCGUGCUCGGCGGCGACUGCUUCAUGAUGCCAAGGCGAGAUCGAGAUCGCACGUAUGUGCCGCCCUUAAAUCAGCAUGGCCAUCAUCCACCGCAUCACCUCCAUUCGAAUAUGAAUCUGAAUCUGAAUCUGAAUCAGAACCCGAACCAGAACCAGAACCAGCACCCGCCAUCGUUCACCAGCCUGGGCUAUGGCCAAUGCCGGGAGAGCGAGCCGCUAUUGCAUGCCAGCAGCGUCGCGCCGGUAGCCAAGAUCAUGCCCAUGCAGCAUGCGCCAAAGUACGAGCCACCACGUUACACUUCUCCCCACACCGUGUUGUCGCAGCAGCAUCAGCAACAUCAGCAUCAGCAGCACCAGCAGCAACAUCAUCCCGCCCAGGACCAGCAGCUACACCCCAGCAUGGAGCAACAAGCGCAUCCAUCGCAGAGACAGUACGCCAUGUAUUCACAGCAGCCUCAGUUGCCGCCGAAGCCAGCGCUGAGGACGUACAUGAAGCCGCUGCCGAAACUGCCGGCGGAUUUGGAGGAGAGCCGAGACAUGUCCUCAACGGACGACCUUAGCUCGCGUCCACACUCGCCCUCGAUGAGCAGUUCGGAUGAGAGCUACUCGAAGACCACCGAGGGCGAGGGUGAAGGCGACGAGGAUUCGCCACGUAUCACAAACGGUGGCCAUCUGCAUCAUCGCAAUGGCUAUCAUUUGCCCGCCGGCGGUCUGGUCAAUCCAUUGCAAUGGCUCUAUCCCUGCGACAUUCAGGUGGAUCCCACCUCACCGGUCGUCGACAUGACCCAGUUACAUGACUUUGAACUAAGCUCCACCACCGAGAGCCAGGGCCAUCACACCACCAGCAACACGACGAGCAACACCCAACACAAGGGCGAUAGCUGCAAUAGCUUUGACUAUCAAAAGGCGGCAGCUGGAGCGGGAACGGGCAUGGCCAUUGCCACCAAGUCGCCCUUCGAGCGAGAGUUACAGCGUCUGCUCAACGAAUCCUCGCGUGCCCGUUGCCUGGCGACUGCCACCACGACAGCUGGUGCUGUCUCCACCACGGAUCACACGGCCAGCAAUGGCAGUCGAGAGAUGAGCUAUUCCCUCAGCAAUGGAAAAUUGAGCUCUACAAAUGGUCAUGGGGCCACGGGAUCGGGAUCGGGAUCUGGAUCAGGAUCAGGAUCGGCGGUGGGCAAUGGCAGCGGCAGCAGCAAUGGCAAUCUCAGCGGCGGCAGCGGCAGCAACUCGAACAGCGGCAACAACAACAGCAGUCACCACAAACCGGACCAGCAGCAGCAUAUGGAUCACGAGCUCCUGGCCGGUGGCAAGUUGCCGGGCAGUAAUAGCUUCAUGAUUGCCAAGCAUCCGGUGGGCUUGGAGGCCAUCAAGGAGAUAACGCGCAACAAGAACCCUUCGGAAUCAAGCCAAAUGAUAUCCGAUUCUUGCAGGCAAACCUCGGACACGGAAUCCUGCGAGAUUCUGCACGAGAAUCGCAAUCAGAUGCAUGUCCUGGCCAUGCUGGAGAUGCAUGCGGCCAAGGAACUGAACGGCAGUCAUGUACACCAUGUGCAACAUCCCCAGCCGCAUCAGCAGCAGCAACAGCAGCUGAGGACACAUCGCCAGCGACCGCGCUCCAAAGAGCUGCAGUACAGCCACGAGAGUCUGGACGGACUGGAUGGAGCGGUGCAGCCGCAGUCACAGCAGCGCCAUCAACGCUACCAUCACCACCACCAUCACCACCAACAGAGGCAGCAGCAACAGCAGCGCUACAAUCAUGUCCAGGAGCAGGAGGAGCGUGACGACACCGAGGACAACCUGGCCGAUGAGGAGUUUGAGGACGAUGAAGUGGGUCGCGAUGUGCGACAAAAGCGACUACAGAAGCCGGACCUCAAUCACAAAUUACGAGCAGAGGCUGCUGCCGAGGCGGGCAAUCACGAUGAUGAGGAAGAGGAUGAUGACGACGAUGAUGAUGAAGAGGAGGAAGACCACCGGGAUGGAGGGCACAGGGAGGCAGCGCCACUGACGAACGGCAGUAUGCGCGGCCUGGAGGCCAAUGUGAUAAACGACGAGUUAAAGUACGGAGCGGCCCAUCUCAACCACCAGUCCAUGGACUCCAAUCCAUUGGAGAGCCAAUCGGAAUGGUCGGACGACGAUUGCCGUGAGGAAGCAACAGGGGGAGCGGAGUCCACUGGUUAUAUUACGGAUGAACCGGGACUGGAGAACAUUUCGCUACUGAACGAAGCAGGUCUCACCGAUGCCGAGGGCGCCCUCUCAGACGUUAACUCGCUGUAUAAUGCGCCGGACGUGGACGACACCUCGGUGUCCAGUCGGGCUAGCUCCCGCCUGCUCAGCCUGGAUUCGCUGAGCGGCCUUUACGACUGCGACCUGGACUCCAAGCAUGAGCUGGCCAUUGUCAAUGCCUCGCACAAGAUCUCCAGCAAAUUUGGACAGCCCCCCUCGCCGGCACAGCAACAACAGCAGCAACACCAGCACCAACAACAGCAGCAGCAUCCGCAGCAGACUCAAUCCCAAAUACAAGCCCAAUCGCAUUUGGCUCCGAUUCAGUUUCAGUCAGCAGAGGAGCUGAGAGAGUAAAGAUUGAAAGUUCUUGAGGAGAAAGAGGAGAAGGAGGAGGGAGCGUUAAACACUCAAACGUUGUUAUUGCUAUACAAGCAAAUGGUGUCUAAUAAUUUACAAUAAACCAACCUAAACUAAAGUAAACUAAAUCUAGAAUAGGUGACAGAUAUAUCUAUAUCUAUAUAUAUAUUUAUGUGUGAAAAGAAGGAGAGGCACUUAAAGCUGCUCUAUGGCACCCCUAGAUGUAUAAGCCCCGUUUACUUUACCUUGGCUAAAUCAUGCCUAUCAUAGGUAUUAAACUCGUAUAUAUAUAUAUAAAGAUAGUAUAUGCAAAAGAAAAAUCUAUAUGUAUUGAAAGUAAAGAUAAAGUAGUCAUUGGUUAAACAACGUCGCCAAUUGGCCCAGUUAAAAGCGUUCCAGUUACUAUCCAGCGAAAUUCAACUUGAUAUUUAGACGCAACUUGAGAGAUAUCCACAAUGCUAAUCCAUGAAAAUUCAUCAUUUAGUGCGCUUAGUCCAUCCUAAGGACUUAAUUGGAAGGAUGGGGGGGAGGAACGAUCGCUAACCCUCUGUCCAUCAACCAUAUGUUAUUAACGUACGAAUAUAUUCAUAUGUAUGUGUAUAAUUUUGAUAAUCGAAUAAGCAAAGAUUUUGGCCAUUUAUACGAAGCCACAACCAAUGCAUGACAAGAUGUAAAUAAACUAUAAAGUGUUAUAUAUAAAUAUUUUUCCGAUAUUAUUGUAAGGCUCUAUUCAAAUUGCCCAUAGACUGCGUCACCUUAAAUUCGAAUUUUAAAAUUAAAAAAAAAAAUGAAAUCGAAAAAUCUCUUUGAAACAAAUUGAGAAAUUUUGGAUAAUUAAAAGUCCCUUGUGGAAGAUACGUAAA
Messenger RNA from Drosophila eugracilis, 8207 nucleotides. It is a transcript of the gene rut, whose product is annotated as Ca(2+)/calmodulin-responsive adenylate cyclase. Bases 559 to 7341 code for a protein of 2260 amino acids. Gene Ontology annotation, cellular component: plasma membrane. The transcript has 18 exons. The record is from RefSeq and is a predicted model, not a curated record. Gene Ontology annotation, biological process: adenylate cyclase-activating G protein-coupled receptor signaling pathway; cAMP biosynthetic process; intracellular signal transduction. NCBI's taxonomy places the organism in Eukaryota, Metazoa, Arthropoda, Insecta, Diptera, Drosophilidae. Gene Ontology annotation, molecular function: adenylate cyclase activity.